Salmo salar (Atlantic salmon) is the source of this 6044-nucleotide messenger RNA. Its product is annotated as AT-rich interactive domain-containing protein 3B. The record is from RefSeq and is a predicted model, not a curated record. Gene Ontology annotation, molecular function: DNA binding. NCBI's taxonomy places the organism in Eukaryota, Metazoa, Chordata, Actinopteri, Salmoniformes, Salmonidae. Gene Ontology annotation, biological process: regulation of transcription by RNA polymerase II. Gene Ontology annotation, cellular component: nucleus.
UUGCAUGGACUGACAAUGUUGCCAUUCUCAUAAAAUUGCCAUUCUCAUGAGAUUUGCAUACCCAUAGUAACUAUUCAGCCAAUGUAGCGCUGGAACUCUGGAACUUGUUGCUGUCACUGGGCGGGCCCUAAUGAUGUUGUACGCCUAGACGGGGGGGAUGUAAUUCAAGUGAAGGAAAAUCGAGUCAAGGGAGUUACCUCAACCGCUAGUUUUUCGAGAUAUGAGAUCGGGUCAUAUUUCAUGUUCGUCUUUCUCUAAAUUAAAAAAAGAAGUGGAGAAAGAUACAAUUGAGAGUUACACAGCCAACAUUCUGCCUAUCAGCUGGUGGACAAAUUUACCCCCCCCCCCCCGUGCAUGCACAAUUUCUCAGUGUUUACAAGUGAUAGAAACCGUGCCAGCGAAGAGGGAAAAGGAUAACCUAGGAAGGAGGGAUGGUGGACAAUUCCGGUAGCAGCAAGGCACAAAUGCCCAGCAUGUCACAGGAGAGUGGUCUGGGGGGUGUCUAUCCUCAGGGAGGCACAGCAGGAGGAAUGAAGCUGGAGGCUGUCAUGGAGCAGCUGCAGCGCCAGCAGCAGGCCAGGCUGGAGAUGGAGUGCAAAGAGAGGCGGCUCCGCGAGGCCCACAUCAUGUACGCCCAGCAGGUAGCAGCGCAGCAGGCCAUCCUGGCCGCGGCCCGGGCCUCUGGAGCUGGCUUCAUGGGCAAGGCACUGGUUGGAGGUGGAGGUUCUGGGAUACCCAGAGGAGGCCCACUGUCCCGGGUCUCCAACCAGAGCAGUGUGGACUCAGAGAGGGAGGAUGAGGAGGACAGAGGCCGGGAUUCAGGGGAUGAUGAGGAGAUGAUGGAUGGAGACGAGGGGAGCGAGGAGGAAGAGGGAGGGGCUAGUGGUCUUGAGUACCUCCGCAAGCAGACACUGGCUCUACAACAGGGUGCCUCCCGCCUCCCAGCGCAUCCAUUUGGCAGUUACUCUACCUCGGGCCCCCAGCAGGUGCCAUUGCCACCUGUCAGGGUGAAGCAGGAGCCUGACGAGAGCCGCUCUCCUGCAGGGCCCCAUUCUGCCACCUCCCCCAACGGGCAGGCUGACUGGAAUAGCUUUGAGGAUCAGUUCAAACAGAAUGGGAGUGGUGCUUGGGCAGAUGAGAAUGACAGUGGAAGAGGAGGAAGAGGAGAGGCCUCCAGAGACUUUGCUAAGCUGUAUGAGCUUGACAGUGACCCCAACAGAAAGGAAUUCCUGGAUGACCUGUUCACCUACAUGCAGAAAAGAGGGACUCCAGUGAACCGCAUCCCCAUCAUGGCCAAGCAGGUUCUGGACCUGUACAUGCUUUACAAGCUGGUGACAGAGAAGGGUGGCCUGGUGGAGGUCAUCAACAAGAAGAUCUGGAGAGAGAUCACCAAGGGCCUCAGCCUGCCCACCUCCAUCACCUCUGCUGCCUUCACCCUCCGCACACAGUACAUGAAGUACCUGUAUCCCUUUGAGUGUGAGAGGAAAGGUCUAAGUUCGCCAGGCGAGCUUCAGGCGGCCAUCGACAGUAACCGCCGGGAGGGCCGUCGCCCCAGCUACAGCAGCAGCCUCUUCCGCUUCUCCCCCAGCACAGCCCCUCACAUCCUCUCCCCUCCCAAGAUGCACCUGUCUGCACUGGGGGCCGGGUCCGCUGGGAGCCUCAACGGCCUCCUGGCCUCACCCGUCCACUCUCUCAAAAAAGAGAUCACCCCCUCCUUGAUGGCAGCGGCUCGUGGUUCCUCCAUGUCCCUGGCGCUGGGGCAGCAGCAGGUGGCAGGGCUGGCGCGGGCUGCCACUCUGGAGCAGCUGAGGGAGAAGCUGGAGACUGGUGAGGGCCCUGAGAGGAAGAUGGCACGCCUGGCAGAGGAGCAGCAGCAGCGUCUGAUGCAGCAGGCCUUCCAACACAACCUGCUUGCCAUGGCCUCCCAGGUUCCCAUGAACCUGCGCCUGGGCAACAGCACCACCGCUAGAGUGGGUUAUGCAGAUGUAUGCUGCAAGACACCCACAAGGAAAUAUGAGAAGCAGCAGGACAUGGCUCUGAGCAUCUCCACCAAUGGAUCUGCUAGCAUCAGUGUGUCUGUGGAGGUCAACGGCACACUCUAUUCAGGAACCCUGUUUGCGCAGAAGUCAGGCGCACCAGGGACUAGCGUGUCCACUGCGGCAACAGUGCCCCCUGCUGGACCCAGCACUGGGUUUGGGUUCGCCACCUCUGCCCACAGUCCCAGCUCCUCCUCUUCUUCCAAGGGGCCUUGCUCAGCCGAGCCCUCCACCAGUGGCUCCCCUUAGCUCAGGCCGCCCUACCACCCACUCUCCAGGCUUUUCCUCAACACCGAGGCCUAGCAUGAAUACAGUACAUUGAUAAAUCGAUAAGAAAAAAAGAAACUGGUGCACAACAAAUACCUCAUCGCUCCUGUCAACCUUGGCUACCCAUUUAUGAAUACACAAUUCACACACCCAAUUACAUCUCAAGAGAACAUGAACACACACACACACCUAUGCAUUUUACACACAUGUACACAUACACACAUGCAUUUCAGACACCCAGCACAGACACCCUUAUCCCAAACACAUGCUAAACACAAUCAAAGAGCUCAGCCAAAACCCACUGACAGGUGUUCACAACUGAACUUGAAGAGUUUUAUUUUGUUUGUUUGUUGGCUUUUUGUUUUUUCGAAUUAAUAUUAUUAUUAUUAAUACUAUUUUUUUAGUUAUCUUUUUACAUACCUCAAAUCAAGUAACCUGCAGUGGUAUCUUUACCUCAGGAGCUGUAGUAUACUUCACCUGAAUUAACUUUAUUUUUGUAUCCUUUUUGAUCUUGUUGAAAUCAGGGGAAUUUCUGGGAAUUUCACAACGGAACCUCACUCACCUCAGCACACCUCCCACGCAUUCAUACAGUAAUCCUAUCACAACGCUCGAGUUGCCAUGACGACGGGCCGUAGCCUUUUUACUUCUGAGUGCACUACUUUAUUGAUCCUACAGAUCGCCAUGUAAUACCUCAUAUACAGUAGUCACUCCCACAAUCAAUACCAGGGAGUCACCCCCUCAUUCAGCCUAUUUGGAAUGAUGUACUUAAUCUUCAAUCUAACUCAAGAAACUGAUGGGCAAUGUGUCUAAAGGGCUUUGAGGAUCAGAAUUAGCUUUAGAUAUUUUUUUCACACACGGUAUGAGGUUAUAAGAACUGACUGAUCCGCCAAUCUAUUUAGGACUAGCAAGCCCCAAGCUCACCACCCCUCAUCUAUCUAAUAAUCAGAAAGGUAGUGAAGGUGUUCUAGUCCCUGCUCUGGGAUCAGUGUGUGUCCCUAGUUCAAUUCAACAGAGAGGAGAGACAAAUCAUCCAUCAAUGGUUUUCCUCCAACACUGGCAGACCAGACCUGAAGUGUUUUAACCACAUACCUUUUCAAACCUCAUAUUCACCUCUCCGUGUGGGAGAGGGCCCUUUCUCAGGAAGCAUAGUGAAGUCUCUUAUUAUGGACUCGCUUUGUCAUUUAAAAAAGGAUUCCACCGAAAGAAUGCGCAAGUCUAACAGACUGUCUUCAAAGAAUACCUCAGACUCUCUAGAAGGAGACGUACACUACAUACCUCAUAGCUGCAAAGCCAGCGUGACUUGACCUGGUGGUUCGAGUCCCUGUGACGAGCAACGGUCCACAGGAGUGGACUCCUCCGGAAUGCUGGACUACAUACGUAGACUUGACUACUGGGUUUUCUUGGGGACACAUUAUUAUACCAAGCUGAACAGGGAUGGGCUUGCUCUCCCCCGGUUUUCUCUGUAUUUGUUUGGUUUACUUCAUACUGCGUUUUAUGAGAUGAAAUCUAUUUAAGAGUAUUGCUCUGCAUGUGUACAAUCAGGUGGCCAGUAUUUUACACCGUAAUCAUCUACAUGUGUGGUAGCCUCUGGCCGUUGCACAGCUGAAUACCAAAGACUAGCCCUGUCCCCUGCCCAGGCUGUUAUGGGCUAGCUGCUGUGGGUUAGCUGAAUAGGCUAGCUGAACCACUAGGUAGGAUACAGUGGAGUAAAGAAUGGGUUCCAUGUUAGCCCAUCUUCUAUAGUCCCUGCUGUUAAAGUUGUCAGCUCUGGUCAUGUUGCUUUAUUAGCUUCUUAAUCAGACCUUUGCCUACCUGUGAUUGAGUCUUGGGCCCGGUAUGGUUCUGCCUGGCAUGGCACCCAUCGCCUGACAUACCAGGGAUAUACCUCAGUGAGUUAUGCUGCAGUGAACAGUGCAUGACACACAAGGCCCUUUGGCAUGACCUCUACAUUGAAUAAGACAGAAAGGGUAGCUGUUUUGACAGCUGGUUUCUCUGUCUAAAUUCAAAGUCCAGGCCUCCCAAAUUUCUCAGACACAUCCACAGUUACAGUAUUUCCAUUCUCAAACUGUUCAAGUAAUUACUCUGCAUUUUUAAUAGAACAUGAUUUGAAUGAAAUGAAUUUCUACCAUUAUCUGUGAGGCAUUUAACUGUUUCUAAACCUUUCACCCCUGAUCUCCUGUAAUCUCUGAGGUGGGCAGCCUUGUUGCUUUUAGUAAGCUGUGUUUUAGCUGUUAUUUGUUGGCUUUUGUGGACUUUUUGCAGUGCAGACCACAGGCCAGGAUUACAGGACCACCACAACAUAUAUACAAUGACUAAAGAGACACCUGCAAUCCCUCGUGAUGAAAUAUUAUGUCCACAUUUAAUAAAGGUGAAAGAUGUAGUUGCUGCCUUAAAAUCAUCUGUGAGAGAACAGUGAACCUUUCAGGAGCUCUCUGCUAGGAAUGACUGUUUUAUCUUCAAGCUUAAUCCUUUGAAGAGUAAACUAUUUCCAUUAUCUUUAUGAAUUCAAUCAGACAUUAAGGCAUUCAUCAAUCAUGUUAUUGGUUUCAAAACCAAGGUAUGCUAUUUAUUUGUGUCGAUUUUUUUUCUUCUGAUGGACCGAGUUAGCUGGAUCACUUAGGUGGUGUCACAAAACCCCUUUUUCGUUUCUCUCGUUGUUUUAGGAACGGACAUUUCUGUUUUUUCCAAUCAGUCUAGUCAAUGACUGUCUGCCAGUGUAUCCUUACAGCCUUUGCAUGAGAGAGGGAGCGUGUGUAUGAGUGUGAGAGCAAGUUCAGAAUAUGCUGGAGGAGGGUGUGUAACAACCAUGUAAUGCCAUGUAGGAGACUGCAGGUGGUGCUGUCCUCUAAGACCUCACCAUGACAAGGGUGGGCAACAAGUUAGAACCACAUUUACUGGGAAUUCAGUUUACAGCUCGGGCUUAUGUGGGUUACAAUUGUUGGUGUGUGUGUGUGUGUGUGUGUGUGUGUGUGUGUGUGUGUGUGUGUGUGUGUGUGUGUGUGUGUGUGUGUGUGUGUGUGUGUGUGUGUGUGUGUGUGUGUGUGUGUGUGUGAGAGAGAGAGAGAGAGAGAGCUCUUGAAGACCCCCUACCUCAGGGCAUUGGGCUGCAGUCAUUGUUGCAUUUGAUAUUGAAGUUAUGCAAUUGGCAUGUAUACUGAGGGACACAUCCAAAUGCAAAUCUUGGAUGACCCAAAAGCUAUCUACUGACUUGCUAAAUGCUAUUUUAGACUGGUUCGGUUUUUGUCGCUUUUUGAUUUUUGUCGUCAGUUACAGGCAAGGUCACAUCACUCAAGAAACUGUGAAGUUGAAAGUCUGCAGAACCUUGUCCCUGGAUGGUUUGGAUUUUAUUAGAUUUUUAAUUAUUUAAAUCUAACCUGAUCUGUGUAAUACAAGUGCAUAUGCAAGUGGUUAUUGAAUACCUCAUUAAUCAAUUCUGUUGUUUUUGGCUUGUACAAUGCUCCGUAUAUAAAUCUGUGAGGUUUGUGCAUAUUUUUGUACUGUUAUUAUUAUUAUUAUUAUUAUUAUGGACAUGAUAAUGAUAUUAUAGUUUUCUCUUUUGAUUAAAACAAAAUUGGGACAACGUAAAUGCUUGUAAAACUGGUUUGUGCUGAUUGUAUUUAAAAGAGGAGCACUUUUCCAAAGUGAUUUUGUCAUUCAGUUUUGUUCACAUUAGUAAUAUAAAGAUAUGGUUCUCAGGGCUUUAAACGUGUAUGUCAUGAUAAAGUUUUACUUUAUAUCUUA